Molecule: messenger RNA, 687 nt
Organism: Cladophialophora psammophila CBS 110553
Lineage: Eukaryota; Fungi; Ascomycota; Eurotiomycetes; Chaetothyriales; Herpotrichiellaceae
Exons: 1
Coding region: 1-687 (228 amino acids)
Source: RefSeq, a predicted model, not a curated record
AUGAACGCACGGCUGGCGAAGCUCUACGGGCGACAUGCCCCGAUCUGGAAACGCACCAUCCAGCAGUCAGCCAGAGCUCUUGAACAGAAGGCAGCACUGCGAACAGUCAGGAAUGCGGAUGAUGUUCUACGAGCGACCGGAAAGCUCAAAGGGAAAGUCGCCAAAGAAGCAGCAGAGGCAUUGCCCGAAAUGCUGCGUUCAAUCGGCCAUGUGAUCCUGGAAGCUGAGAGAGAGAUCAAGAUGGCAUGGGAGACCUUUCGGAUCGCUCGACGAAUUGGCCACCUGCAGGAUUGUGCAGAAGGGAACAAACGUCGACCAUAUCAAAGGUCUGCUGCUGGAGGAAAUGCUAGAGCCGUACGUUUUACCCAUGUUUCGUUAUCGUUUUGCCUUCUUGGUGGCCCUGGGAUUGAAAUUCCCAAGGGGCCGACAUUGGAGUUCAUCCCUAGCCGCCUAAUUAAGAAGGAAGUGAAGGCCAGGGGCCAUCCCAUCGAGGCGACCACUGUCCCAAUCCAUACCAAGGGCUUGGGAAGGAUAUCGCAAAAAGUUGGCAAAGUCGGCGGAGCGAGUAGUGCCAUCAACAUAUUCAACGGUACUACAUACACCCACUUUUGUAGGGCGUUGUCUGCGCUGCCUGCUGAUUUUCCUGGGUGCAAACGGUAUCUACACUGCAUGCAGAGCGUCAAUUAG